Messenger RNA from Rhinocladiella mackenziei CBS 650.93, 582 nucleotides. RefSeq lists its product as uncharacterized. The record is from RefSeq and is a predicted model, not a curated record. Bases 1 to 582 code for a protein of 193 amino acids. The transcript has 4 exons. Lineage: Eukaryota; Fungi; Ascomycota; Eurotiomycetes; Chaetothyriales; Herpotrichiellaceae.
AUGAGCAACGGUAAUGAGACUAUGAGUGUGAAAUAUGAUCGUCCCAUAUUGCUAGCCACUAAAUCCGGCUUCGCAGCCCCUCUACUGAUACCUAGCACUCCGCUCAACACAGAACGUCAACAGACGGACCAACAAUUUGCUCGGGCCCGACUGAGAAAACUGGCUCUACCAUACUCACAUCAACUGCUCGAACAAUUUGUCAUUGGCUCCGACUUUGCUCAAACCACUACAUACCUUAGAGUCACCAUCAUAAGUAUCACCCGAGCCGUCCAAGUCCAAUUCAAGAAGGACCUACCAGCCAACGAACUUGAUGAAACUCUGAAGCAGGUAUACGCGAUGAAAGAUAAAUGCAUCCAUGCAGAAACCCAGCAGCCAUACAUGAAAUCCGUCAAGGUCGGCAAAAACCAGGCACCUGAACCACUCAAUAACGAUUUCACCCAUCAAUUCGUGAUGGAAUUCUCCAGCGCGGCCGAUCGCGACUACAAGUCAGCUAAGGAUCCUUAUCACCAAAGCGUGAUGGGAGUGCUUACACCGCAAAUUGAGAAGGUACAGAUUAUGGAUAUUGUUGAUGGGCAGUAUUAG